UAACGUGUGUAACUUGAACAUGAAAGCUCGUGCUCCUGAACGCCCCUGACCCAGGACCUUCCUGUGGGGCGCUUUCUUUUGCGCAAGCGCAAAACACCGAUGUGAGAACAGUAGAGCCAAGAUGGCGGCAGUGGUGGAGAAUGUUGUCAAGCUGCUGGGUGAGCAGUAUUACAGGGACGCUAUGGAGCAGUGUCACAACUAUAAUGCCCGUCUGUGUGCAGAGAGGAGCGUCAGGAUGCCCUUCCUCGACUCUCAGACAGGCGUCGCCCAGAGCAACUGCUACUUCUGGAUGGAGAAAAGGCACAGAGGACCAGGUGGGACCCACUCACUCGCAGUGGUCUGUUUACAGAACAGAAGUGUUGCCCCAGGUCAGUUGUACACAUAUCCAGCACGACGCUGGAGAAAGAAGAGGAGAGCUAACCCGCCAGAGGACCCUCGUUUAGCCUUCACAUCUCUAAAGUCCGAGCUGGAUCUGGGGCUUAAGAAAGAUGUUUUCUCCAGUGAUGGCAGCAGCUUAGAGGCACUUCUGAAGGGAGAGCCAAUGGACAAAAGAUCUGGGUUGGAGCUCCGCACAGCGGAAGAGGAUCCCAGCUCUACAGAGUACUCUUCCGGCGGUCUAAACCCUAGCAGCAGGGUCCGGAAGAAAAUUUUGGAGCCAGAUGAUUUUCUAGAUGAUCUGGACGAUGAAGAUUAUGAAGAAGAUACUCCAAAGAGACGGGGAAAAGGCAAGGGAAAGGGUCGUGGUGUCAGCAGUGCUCGGAAGAAGUUAGAAGCAGCAGCUGCUUUGGAGGAUCGAGACCGACCGUACGCUUGUGACAACACUUUCAAACAAAAGCAUAUUUCAAAAUCUUCCGAAAGAGUCUGUGGGAAGCGCUAUAAAAAUAGGCCUGGUCUCAGUUAUCAUUACGCCCAUUCUCACUUGGCUGAAGAGGAGGGGGAGGAGAAAGAUGAGAUGGACAUUCGUGAACCAACUCCACCCCAACAAGACGAACCCAAGACUCCUAAGAAGGGUCCAGAUGGUUUGGCUCUGCCAAACAAGUACUGUGAUUUUUGUUUGGGAGAUUCCAGCCUGAACCAGAAAACCGGCCAAUCAGAAGAGCUUGUGUCCUGCUCAGAUUGUGGCCGUUCUGGUCACCCCUCGUGCCUGCAGUUCACUCCAGUGAUGAUGGCUGCUGUGAAAACCUAUCGCUGGCAGUGCAUUGAAUGCAAGUGCUGUAAUAUGUGUGGAACCUCAGAAAAUGAUGACCAGCUGUUGUUCUGUGAUGACUGUGAUCGAGGAUACCACAUGUACUGCCUCUCACCCCCUAUGUCUGAACCUCCUGAAGGAAGUUGGAGUUGUCAUCUGUGUUUGGCCCUCCUGAAAGAGAAGGCCUCUAUAUACCAGAAUCAGAAUGCACCGCCCUCCUGAUGGCCUUUUGGAAAGACAGACCCUCUUUCUCAUAGUUUCCUCCGAGAUUCGUCUGUUCAGUUUAAGCAAACGAAACAGAUCAAACAAAAGUUGUAGUGAAACAGAAAAGGGACGGCCACCUUGCCCAGCCCGACAGACACAAAGAGAGGGAGUAAGAAAAGUGUGUCCUCCUUCUCUUAGUUCUCUUUCCCAUCUCAGCAGGUUUGAUCUCAGUAUGACUGUUACACAGUUCCAAGCUUCAAACUACCCCUGCUCUUUGUUUUCAACUAUUAGCCACCCCACAACUAACACAGCACUUCCAUAGCAAACGUUAAAGCCAGCCAGAAACUCUCUUGACCCUUACAGCAGUACAUACUUGGAGGAAGUCACUAUGAGAAUAUUAUGACUCUGUUUUUGAGUUCCUGCUCAUAUUAGACCUGAUAUUUCCACGUUUCUGCAGACACUGUUUAACAGAAAACAAAUAAUUAGCUGCAGCUUAUAUCAGCCACAAUAAAUAUUGCAUAUUCAGCCAUAUCCAAAAUAAUCUGUCUGUACUGACACUGUGCUUAUCACGGAGAGGAAUAGUUGAAAUCAAUCAGCAUGCCAAUGCUUGUUCAUAAUAAGCAAAAUAGAAAAGAAACAAUGUGUUUUUGUAUAUUUAUACAUUUGUAAUGCAUAUAAAGGUGUGCCGUAUUUAAGAUCUUAAACAAGAGAAAAGGUUUAUUAUGAUAGGAGUUGCUUUUUUUUUUUGUGGUAACAAUAGCAUCUGUAUAUGCCACUGAAGCACAGAGUCUAGCAGUCUUUACUAACUAAUGGGUUAAGGGUGCAGGUAAGGGUAGUGAUUUUAAAUUACAUUUUUAUAUUGUUAAUUUUUGCAUUUUUAGUCGUCCUUAAGAUGUUCAGAAAUUGGUUAAAAUUUAA
Carassius carassius (crucian carp) is the source of this 2308-nucleotide messenger RNA. Its product is annotated as zinc finger protein ubi-d4-like. Gene Ontology annotation, biological process: nervous system development. The transcript is spliced from 12 exons. Lineage: Eukaryota; Metazoa; Chordata; Actinopteri; Cypriniformes; Cyprinidae. The record is from RefSeq and is a predicted model, not a curated record. Gene Ontology annotation, cellular component: nBAF complex. The coding region runs from base 122 to 1408 and encodes 428 amino acids.